AUGACAGCAAUUGGGAUUGAUCUUGGCACAACCAAUUCAUGUGUGGCAGUUUUCAGACACAAUCGGGUUGAAAUCAUAUGUAACGAUGAAGGCUCCAAAGUUACACCAUCAUGUGUGUCAUUUGCAGAUACGGAGAUACUUAUUGGUGAUAGAGCAAAAAAUGAAGCAUCAAUGAAUAUCUCUUCUCUUAUAAUAGAAAUGAAGCGUUUAAUUGGUCGAACAUACGAUGACCCAAACGUCCAAAAUGAUUUGAAAUUGCUUGGAUUCAAAGUAAUCAACAAAGACAACAAACCACAAAUACAGGUCAAUUAUAGGAACAAUGUGACUACUUUCUAUCCAGAAGAAAUAAGCGCUAUGGUGCUUGGUGUUUUGAAAGAAGAUGCAGAAGCGUAUAUUGGGAGUAAAGUCACCGAUGCUGUUAUAACAGUUCCUGCUUAUUUCAAUGAUUCGCAACGAAAAGAGACUAAACAUGCUGGCGAAAUAGCUGGGUUUAACGUACUUCAAUUAUUGAACGAACCCACUGCAGCCGCUAUCGCAUAUGGAAUUCAAAAUAAGGAUGAAGGCCCUCGUGAUGUUUUAAUAUUUGAUCUUGGUGUAGAAACGUUUGACGUUACGGUGAUGACAAUAGAAAAGAAUGUAUCUGAAGUUAAAGCAACGGGAGGCGAUUCCCAUUUAGGAGGCAAAAACUUCGAUAAUCGAAUGGUUGAUCAUUUUUCCAAAAUGUUUGAUAAAAAGCACAGUGCAAAUAUAAUGGAUAAUAAAAGAGCAUUGAGUCGACUACGAGUCAAAUGUGAAGCAGCCAGGAAAUAA
Messenger RNA from Styela clava, 810 nucleotides. NCBI's taxonomy places the organism in Eukaryota, Metazoa, Chordata, Ascidiacea, Stolidobranchia, Styelidae. The record is from RefSeq and is a predicted model, not a curated record.